AUGGAGUUCAGCAACAUUCGUUUGCGAAGCCUUUUGCAUUUCGACCCGGAAAGUCACAAGUUUUUACCGACAUCAACCAUAAAAUACCUUCGAGUGCCUGAGGAUAAGGAGUAUCCCCUGGAUCUGACCAAAAACUAUGAGACCUUUGUCCAUCGGAACAACGAUUAUCCCGGUGAAUUUGACAUGGUGCAGUACUACUUUGAGCACGUCGACAAAUUGGCGUUUAUUCGGCAGGACUUUGACAUCUUUUGCUCCCGCAAAGUACUACUAACGCUAACUACCGCCAAGCCAAGGACAUCAUUUACCAAAGAUCUGUCAAUGGAGGCCUUCAGGUUUAAAGGAUGUAUCUUUCUAAGGAUACUACAAGAAAAUGUUGAAGCUUCCGCCCGUGAUUCAUACUCAUUUAAGGCACGCCAGUACCUAUUUAGUGAUGAGCCAGGAAAACUACCCGAUACGAAUGCCCCAGUAGACCAGAGGGACCAGAUGUAUGGAAUGUUCUCCGCUCGAAUUGGGAAAUUCCGAUUGCUCUACUCAUGCGAGGUUGUUGGAGUUACAAACACCGAAAAGCUCGGUGAUCUCACUGAUCCCGAGGAGCUGGAAAAGUGCUCUUUGACCACCGUAAGGGUCGUUAAAAGCUAUGUGAAAUGGCGAACCUCUUUUCGCUGUCCUUCGUGGGUCCUUCAGACCUACUUUUGUGGAGGUAAUCAGUUGGCUGUAGCCAAAUUCGAGGAUAAUGGAUGUGUUUCCGAAAGGAUUGAGGUCGAGUCCGUUGAGGAUUUGCUCGAGGUAACCACCAAACUAAACUACAUAUAACCUUAA
Drosophila bipectinata is the source of this 819-nucleotide messenger RNA. Its product is annotated as decapping and exoribonuclease protein Rai1-like. NCBI's taxonomy places the organism in Eukaryota, Metazoa, Arthropoda, Insecta, Diptera, Drosophilidae. The record is from RefSeq and is a predicted model, not a curated record. Gene Ontology annotation, cellular component: nucleus; cytosol. Gene Ontology annotation, molecular function: mRNA 5'-diphosphatase activity. Gene Ontology annotation, biological process: NAD-cap decapping; nuclear-transcribed mRNA catabolic process.